This is a messenger RNA of Oppiella nova, 753 nucleotides long. The record is from the annotation of a GenBank genome assembly. NCBI's taxonomy places the organism in Eukaryota, Metazoa, Arthropoda, Arachnida, Sarcoptiformes, Oppiidae.
AUGGGAAGUAAUGCUUGGGGCUGUCUGGGGUUGGGUCACAAGAAUGAAGUGAAAACACCACAAAUUAUACCACAGUUAUGUAAUCAAAGGAUACAACGAUUUAUGAAUGGAGGGGACUUUGUGUUCGCUAUCAAUCACGUGAAUCAUGUGUUCAGUGGGGGUAACAAUUGGGUGAAACAGUUGGGUAGACAUACGAAAGGAUUAGGUUUUGAAAUCAUAUCCGAAUUGAAUGACAAGAAUAUCACACAAAUAUGUUGUGGUACUAAUCACUCCCUGGCCCUCACCACCAAUGGACAGGUGUAUGCGUGGGUAUCAAAAUUUGAAAACAAAUCAUUUGAAAAUCAUUAUCAAAACCUUUUUGAGGAGUUGUCGCCAAUAGGUUUGGGAGGUUUUGGAACAGUAUUUAAAGUGAAGCAUAGAUUCGAUGAACACAUAUAUGCCGUCAAAAGAGUGCAAUUGAAGGAUUCUUCUGAUAAAAAUAUGAAUAGAAUUCUGAAAGAAGUGAAAAAUUUAGGAAAAGUUCGGUCAGAAUAUGUGGUCCAGUAUUACAACUCAUGGCCCGAAACCAACUUCCUUUACAUUCAAAUGGAGUUCUGUUCAGAGAAUUUAAGGAAUAUUCUCGAAAUUAAACCAAAAGUAUUUGACAGAGACUUAGGGGAAGCCAUGAGUUCUUAUGAGUACUUCAUUUCGUGUGAAAUAUUCCGUCAAAUCUUAGAAAUUCUCAAGACUUUUACUCCGGGAAUGAGACACUAA